Messenger RNA from Boleophthalmus pectinirostris (great blue-spotted mudskipper), 2034 nucleotides. It is a transcript of the gene pnx, whose product is annotated as posterior neuron-specific homeobox. The coding region runs from base 1216 to 1806 and encodes 196 amino acids. NCBI's taxonomy places the organism in Eukaryota, Metazoa, Chordata, Actinopteri, Gobiiformes, Gobiidae. The transcript has 3 exons. The record is from RefSeq and is a predicted model, not a curated record. Gene Ontology annotation, molecular function: DNA binding; DNA-binding transcription factor activity, RNA polymerase II-specific. Gene Ontology annotation, biological process: central nervous system development; regulation of DNA-templated transcription; neuron differentiation.
UCACGCAGCUCAGCUCGUUUAGCUUCUUUCGGGCUAAAGGACGCGACUCGGUGGAAUAUGAGGAUGUGCUGCUGAUGGUUUUGUCUGUAAAUGGUGGAAAAGGUUCGUGGUGCUUGAAGCUUUUUCACUGGCACCAACUUUCGGUGUUCACGGCGAUAGUGACGAGUGAAGGAGACACGAGCGAACAAAAUCAGGGAGGCGGGGGCGCGGAGUCAAGAGAGAGAAGGUAAACAAGUGAAGCGGCGAAAUCAGAAUUUAAUAUAAGCAUUAUAUCGAUAUAUACGAUAUGUCAGAAUUCAUAUCGAGUUUAAAAACUAUCUCGAUAUAUUUAAAAUAUCGAUAUAUCGCCCACCCCUAGGCUGAAGAUCUAACCACUGUGCCACCAUGCUUCGAUACUCCCAAUAGGCUAUAGGAAUAUUUGAGCAGAAUAUUGAACAGAAAAUGUUUUCACCUAUCCCACAUCUCCUCCCACAACUCACAGUACUUGAAAUUAUUGAUUUAUGUAUUUAUUUUGGGCAAGUAAGAAUGUACAUUCUUUUACAAUGGAACACAUAACAUUAAUGAAAUCACCAAAAAAAAAGGAGUGGAAAGAAGAAAACUAAACAUUCAGACUCCAAGUGAUACAUGUUGGGUUAAAAAAAAUCAAAAACAUGUCUUUUAAGUACUAAUACUAAAGAGGAAUUAAAGCAUCUAGCUUGACAGAUGUAAAGAAAUUCUAACAUGGACAACCUAAGCCCAAAUGGAUAUUAUAGGGCAUACUUUCAGGUGCAAAUGACCUUAUUUGUAUUUUGGUUUUACAGUUUACUGAGGAAGGCUGUAAAAUCUUUUGUAGUAACAUGAGACCACCCCAUGUAGGGUUUUCUAAGUCAUACAUUAUUUAAACGGUUGUGGGGUCGUUCAAACACCAGUAAACAUUUGUCAGAUACAAAGACAAGUGUGCCACUACGCAUCUCACAAAAGAGCAAGAAAAUGCUAAGAGAGCCCCUGAGUGCUGCCAUAAAUGCUUUUAAGUCAUUGUCGAGAGUAAAAUGCUUGUGUUUUCUCCUCUGUUUGUCUUGUACUGUAGGCACUACAUCUGUGAGACCAAAGGUUACGACAGUGAUCAGCUGGUGUUUGCCUGAGGGCUAAUAGGCAGUGGUGUUUGGGACCAGGAUAUAUAAAGCUAAGAGUUGCUCUGGCACAGUGUCAUCUGCUGAAGCCAGCGUGAACUCAAAGAUGCAGUCCGUGAAAGAAACACGUGCGCACAGGACGUCUUUCUCUGUGGAAAACAUCCUCGACCCGAGCAAAUUUACGCGCAGGAGGCCAGAUCAAGAUGCUGCUUUGGAAACUGCAGAGAACCAAGAGCUCAAGCCCUGUCUGGUCCAUGCUUCUUCAGAUGACAACAGCAGCCCAGACGAGGAGGAGGAUCAAGAUACAAAAAACACAAAAAUGAAGACCAAAAGUCGCCGCAUCCGCACUGCAUUCACCUUGGAGCAGCUUCAGAUCCUGGAGCACAGUUUUCAAAGGUGCCACUAUUUGUCAGUGCUGGAGAGACACAACAUCUCCACUCACCUGCACCUAUCUGAGACACAAGUGAAGAUUUGGUUCCAAAAUAGGCGUACAAAGUGGAAGAAGGAAAGGCACCAUGGCAAGGAAGGAGAGGACGAUCACUGUUCCUUCAUGCCUAUGUCUUUCACCUCUCAUCCAUCAUCAUUCUACAGCCCUGUGCCCUAUGACGUACUGUAUAACGCCCCGUACUGUCAGCAACGCACCCCAGUCCAUGUGUUUACACCCUCACCUCUGGUGCUCUACUCCUAUUACAGAUAAUGGACAAUAUCUGUGUGCAUGACUGGAAAACUGAAAAAGCUUACUGCUAGCAACACUGAUGAAUGUGUGUGUGUGUGUGCGUGUGUGUGUGUGUGUGUGUGUGUGUGUGUGUGUGUGUGCGUGUGUGUGUGUGUGUGUGUGUGUGUGUGUGCGUGCGUGUGCGUGCGUGUGUUAAAUGGACCACUAAAUAUUUUAAUAUUUUUUUAGAAUGAGAAUAUAUAUAUUAUU